UUGGACAGUAUCAUCAUAUACUUAUGUUUCGUGUAGAUGCUCCAACUGUGACGGUACGUGAGACGAUCAUCUCGCAUAAUAAAACAGUCAGAGUGAUUUGUGAAGCCAACGGGAAUCCUGCAGAAUAUACUUUCUCCAAUUUCACACACAGCCGGAAUGGUCAUUCAAUCGGAGAGCUGGAAGGGGCACAUGCGGAGCCAAAUAAAUACGUCCUGACCAUUUCCCCCUACAGCUACAACGAUACUGGGACAUACCAAUGCACAGUGUCAAAUGGCAUAGCAGGAAUAAAUAAUGCCACAAAUCAAACAGGAAACAUAACGAUUACUAUUGAAAUGGAAGCAAUGGAAGCAACGGAAGAUACAUUACCCAGAGAAAUACUAAUCCUCGUUGCUUCUGGUGUAGCUGGACUUGCGAUUCUAUUGACCAUAGUUGUGGUCGCCUGCAUCAUCAACAAAAGAGCAAAUUCAGCCAAAGAUCAAAUAAUGGAAGAUAUCAAUAUAUAUGGACGAGGGGCGGAAGGACCUAGUGUAAGCUUCGGACAUGAAGACAUCAGCGAUAUGUACUCAGUCGUCCACAAGGAUGGAAAUAUUGCAGGCGAUAACGUCAACGCAAACCCUCCCAACGAUGAAAUCACUUCCAUGUACUCAGUCGUCAACAAGGAUGGCAGGAAUGCAGGCAAUAACGUCAACACAAACCCUGCAGAAGGCGACAUUUCUUCCAUGUAUGCAGUUGUCAACAAAGGGCACAGAUCUCGGGCUGAGGACGAGAACACAAUGGCCGAAGACGAACUCAGUUCUACGUAUGCUGUUGUUAAGAAGACCAAGAAGUCGGGAGACAAAGCAAAGAAGGGCAAAAAGGCGAAGGCCACUCCUGACGAUGGUGCAGUUGACAUUUAUGCACAGGUCGACAAGACGAAAACGAAAGGGAAGAAGCAAACAUCUGCGGAACAGAACGAUGAAACAGAGCCUCAAGCUGUGGGGAACCUGAACACCCAGGCACCAUUCUGCAGUGUCUAUGAAGCUAUCUAAAUAUGUCAACAAUAGAUAAAAAAAAUGUGUGUAUAAUAUUUGUAAAGAUUUAAAAGUAAUGCACACAGUUCCCAUAUACGAUUGUCCCCGAAGUUGAUGAUAUAAUGAGAUUCAGUGAGUAUAACUGGCUAAAAUGCCACACUAAAAUAUUACACAAUAUAGUACAUCAGGAUAAGUGACAAUAUUCAAGCGUCUGGGUUUGUUUGUUUUUUCAAGUUGAAAUGUAGACAUUUAUAUAGGUGGGUAACUAAAUAGACAAACACAUUGGCAAUCGGUCGGACUGACGUCGGACAAAUUAAUAAUGUAUAAAUGAUUACAUUUUACAUUGCAUUUUCUUUAUAAUAUGGACUAAUAUUUAUAUCAAUAUUUGUAUAUAGGACAUAUAUUGCGUAUGUCCACAACAUAUCCCAUAUUCACUUAUUCAGUUAUAUGACUACGUAUGCAAUAAUGUCGUAGACAUUUACCAAUAGAAAACUACCACAUGCAUUAAGCAAUAAAUAAAUCAUCAAUAUACAAGUUCCUAUAGAUCUCAUGACUGUAUAACUGACAUAUAGUCACCACUUCAUGCUCCAGUUGGGAUCCAGGCGUAGGGUAAAAUCCAGUGUACAGCAACUGAGUACAAUGACUCUAUUUGUAUUUAGUCGUGGACACGUGCUAUUUUUCUACAGCUGUGUGUCUUUGAAGAGUAGUGUCAUAAAUGAGAUGCAUGUUAGUGUACAUUUCAAUAUGGUAGGUUUCCUUUUCAGUGGCUGUACCCGUCCUGGAUAUUGUACGUGACCUUUGUAAACGUCGAGGCGGGACGUAGCCCAGUGUUAAAGCGCUCGCUCGAUGCGCGGUCGGUCUGUGAUCGAUCCACGUCGGUUGGAACAUU
Molecule: messenger RNA, 1899 nt
Organism: Gigantopelta aegis
Lineage: Eukaryota; Metazoa; Mollusca; Gastropoda; Neomphalida; Peltospiridae
Exons: 4
Coding region: 24-1028 (334 amino acids)
Source: RefSeq, a predicted model, not a curated record